CACAUCCCCUCUAACUGUAACCCCAGCCAUUUCUACUGAUCACCACCAGGAAAGUCACACUUGUCUGGAGUUUAUUUUCCUAAUAUCGUUACAAAAAACACCCAUAAGGUGACUAACUGCCUGAUUAGGAGACAAUUAUUUUCUUUAGUUUGCGUUUGGCACCACUUUGUAUAGCAUCAGUUUGGCUGCUCUGUUGAUGUCUCAUUCGUUACCAGGAUGAUGUCGCUCUCCAGCUCGGCCCCUCACUCCCGCUCCUCCCCGUCCUGCAGGAGGGAGUUUACCAGUAACUCAGCAGCACUGCUACGGCUGGUGCGGAGUUUGGAGCCAGGAGGACAUCUCUUCAUGGGAGCCCUGUACAGAGACUGGGGACAACAGGAGCUGGGGGGAGGGACGUGGUGGCUGGAAGAACUUCCCCCACCCUUUCACCAUUCAGAACUCUGGGUAGAACGUACGGGGCUGAGACCUGCUACAUCAGGGGCCGGGGCCCAGGAGUUCCAGCUGCUGCAGCCCCAGGGCGCCGUGUCGGUGUCAGCGGGAGAGACUCUCACUCUGAACUGCUCUGUGACUGGGCUCCAGCCAGUGGGACCCAUGAAGUGGUUCAAGGGCUCGGGUAGUGGCCGCCAGCUCGUUUAUGCACAGGUGGGAUCAUUCCCCCGGGUGACGCGGGCUGUGAAUGGCUCUGACACAAACUACAACAUCCACAUCAGUGACACCCGCCCCGAGGACGCCGGGAUCUAUCACUGUGUGAAGUUUAGGAAGGGGUCGGGAGCCGAUGAGGAGGUCACAUCCGGCAAUGGCACCGUCGUGUCUGUGAGCGCCAGACCGUCGGCCCCAUCCGUGUCCGGCCCCCCCAGCAGGGCAGAGCCGGGUCCCCCAGUGAAUUUCACCUGCACGUCAGGAGGAUUCUCCCCCAGAGACAUCGCUGUGACCUGGCUCAAAAAUGGGGCUAAACUCCCAGCCCCCCAGCCUCGGGUUCUCCUUGCACACGAGAGCGUCUCCUACAACAUGUCCAGCACCGUGGGGGUGAGCCUGACCGCAGGAGACGCCCGCUCCCAGCUCACCUGUCAGAUAGCGCACAGCACCUUACCGGCUCCCCUGCGUGCGACUUACAACCUCAGCGAUGCCCUGCGAGUUCCCCCCAGACUGCGAGUGGGCACUGACCCAGCGGCACCCGUCGCACUGAACAAGUCUGUGACGUUCACUUGCCACGCGGAGGGGUUUUACCCGAAGGACGCGAGUCUCACCUGGCUGGAGAACGGAAAUGAGAUGGAUCUGGGAAAACCCUCCUCCCUGACUGAGAAUCCAGACGGGACGUACACGCUCCAGAGCUCCCUGGAGGUCAACGCAACUGAGCAGAGGAAUCAGUCUGUGUUCACCUGUCGGGUUGUGCACGAUUCCCAGCCCCCUUUCAGUGACAGCGCGAUGCUGAGACUCUCCCAGCCAUCUCCUGAGCCAGACAAAGAUCCCACUUCAUCUACUGCAGAAAAAAAGAUCUACCUAGCAGUAGCAGUGGUUUGUGCAGUGCUGGUUGUAUUGGUAAUCGCCGUCAUCUACCUCAUCAGAGUACGACAGCGCAAAGGAAAAAGCUCCCCUUCUGUAAGGCUACACGAGCCCGAGAAGAGCCCCAGCACAGCUCCCCAGGAUUCUGAUGCCAACAACCUGACCUACGCAGACCUGAACUUCGACAAGCAGAAGAAGAAGAGCAAGCACCGCUUCGUGGAGAUGAGCCCGCAGUCGGAGUACGCCUGCAUCCAGACCGGCCAGCCGGCAGCCACUGAAGACAAUCUCACCUACGCUGACCUGGACAUGGUCCACCUCAGCAAGGCACCCAAGAGACCUGCCCCCCGGCCCGAGGAAGCCAUCUCGGAGUACGCCAGCGUCCAAAUCCAAAGGAAAUGAUCAGGGCUAAAAGCAGGCCGGGGCUCACUGGGUUUUCGGUGAAGUCUGGCAGGCCCCUAGCUGGACAUGGAGCCCUGGUCCUCCAGUGCUGGCUCUCAAUGGAGGCACCAGGAGCACAGUGGAAGUGUGCGCCAAGCUAUGGUCGCUGCAUUCCUGGGGCUGGAAUGCUUCACACUGCGUGCGGCAGCCUCCCCAUGCCACUGUGUCCUCACUUGAGUGAAUACCAACUUCCACACCCGGCCCGGAGAGGCCCAGACUGAACUCAGACCCUCA
This is a messenger RNA of Trachemys scripta elegans, 2172 nucleotides long. RefSeq names its product tyrosine-protein phosphatase non-receptor type substrate 1-like. NCBI's taxonomy places the organism in Eukaryota, Metazoa, Chordata, Testudines, Emydidae. The record is from RefSeq and is a predicted model, not a curated record. The transcript is spliced from 8 exons. Bases 217 to 1899 code for a protein of 560 amino acids. Gene Ontology annotation, cellular component: plasma membrane.